AUGCCCCUGACGAGUGCUGCUGCCGAUGCAUUCGGUGUGGUGACAAUUUGUCUAGUCGCUAUUUUGAUUCUUUUUGGUUUGGUGUGCAUUGUUUACUCAUUUUACUUCCGCUCUCGUGUUCGUAGUCAAGGUUUUUUUCAACUCAGUUAUUUUAGUGGUCCCUGGAUCAUCCGAAUCACAUUCAUCUUGUUUGUAAUCUGGUGGGGUGUUGGUGAAAUUAUACGGUUAAGUUUUUUGAGACGCAAGGGAAGAGUGUUGGAUGCCCUUGACUCCAAAUGGCAGGAAACUGUCUGCAAAGGCUACAUUGUCUCGAAUUUGGGUUUUGCAGAACCUUGCUUAUUACUCACCAUCAUAUUUCUCCUUCGGGCCCCCUUACAGAAGAUGGAAUCGGGAAUUCUCUGUCACAGGUGGAAUGGAAAAACUGCAGUAUGGAUUCUUCUUUAUUGCCUUCCAAUGUUUGUUCUUCAGUUUGUUAUUAUUGUAAUUGGACCGCAAUUACGCAACGAUAAGAGUAGAUUGAAAAGGUUGCCUCACUAUUUUACAACCACUGCAACACAUGGGAUGCAAAAUGCUGCUGCCUCUGAUAUUGCUCUUUGCACUUACCCUUUAUUGAAUACAAUCCUUCUUGGGGUUUUUGCUUCUGCACUAACUGUCUAUCUGUUUUGGCUUGGAAGGCGGAUUCUGAAAUUGGUGAUCAACAAGGGUUUGCAGAAGAGAGUAUACACAUUAAUAUUCUCAGUUUCAAGUUUCCUUCCAUUAAGGGUUCUUUUACUUGGACUAUCUGUUUUAUCUAAACCAGAGCAUUUUCUAUUUGAAGCUCUUGCUUUCUCAGCCUUUCUUGCCCUUUCAUGCUGUGCUGGGGUGUGUAUUGGCUUGCUUGUUUACUAUCCGGUUGCUGAUUCUUUAGCGCUAGGGAAUCUUCGGGAUUUGGAGGCUAGGAGAAGAUAUGCUGAUGAGCACAAUGAAACCAUUUCCCUUGUUGCAAACCAAAGCCCUCCUGAAGAAAGUGGUCGAAUAAGCCCUGGAAGAAACUCUGACGCCUCAACCAAGCGUGGAUCAAUUUCUUUCAGGACUUACCAAAGAGAUGGGACUUCUUCAGGGCCAUUUGUGGAACUGAGCCUUUUUUCACCUAGUCCAGAUGCAACUCCACCAGGUUCACCUUCGCUUCUUGGCUGGCCUAUGCGUCCACUUGUGGACCCAAAAACAGGACAAGGAACUGAGUUCUCAUGA
Messenger RNA from Dovyalis caffra, 1230 nucleotides. The record is from the annotation of a GenBank genome assembly. Lineage: Eukaryota; Viridiplantae; Streptophyta; Magnoliopsida; Malpighiales; Salicaceae.